Molecule: messenger RNA, 1324 nt
Organism: Schistocerca americana (American grasshopper)
Lineage: Eukaryota; Metazoa; Arthropoda; Insecta; Orthoptera; Acrididae
Exons: 6
Source: RefSeq, a predicted model, not a curated record
AUUUCAGCAAAGGCUGUUCCUGCCCCCCGAAUUAGCGUACACACACGCAACCUCCAGGAUGACCUAAAUGACUUCCUGGCCCUCAUCCCCGUCGACGAAAUUGUCGCUAUCGUGCUCGACCACUUGGCCAACGACCCUGAGGUGCAGGCUGCUGUUCAGUACAUACUCUCUGAUGACUUCAAGAGUAUUGUCCUGGCCAUCGACGCUCUCCCAGAAUACAUUGAUUUCCUCAACUACCUGCAAGAGUCCGGCCUCGAUGUCUACAAAUACGUGAACGCUCUACACGACUUCCUGGGACUGCCCCAGCUUACUCCUCCAUCCAAGCUGAGACACACCAGGAGCAUCCGUUCCAUGGUCGACGAGGUUCUCGCCAUCUUGCCACUGGACGAACUCCGGGCUCUGUUCGACGAGAAGCUGGAAACCAGCCCCGACUUCAAGGAGCUGUACGACAGGAUCAGGUCUCCCGAAUUCCAGUCGAUCGUGGAAACUCUGAACUCGCUGCCAGAGUACCAGGAGCUGCUUCAGAAACUGAGGGACGCUGGCAUCGACGUCGACGCAUUCAUUGACCUGAUUCGCGGUCUUUUCGGCCUGCCAACAAGUACCAGCAACAAGAUUCGACUCCAUGUAUCUGCCAAGAAGGCCAACCGCAACCUCCAGGAUGACCUCAAUGACUUCCUCGCCCUCAUCCCCGUCGACGAAAUUGCCGCUAUCGUGCUCGACCACUUGGCCAACGACCCUGAGGUGCAGGCUGCUGUUCAGUACAUACUCUCCGAUGACUUCAAGAGUAUUGUCCUGGCCAUCGACGCUCUCCCAGAAUACAUUGAUUUCCUCAACUACCUGCAAGAGUCCGGCCUCGAUGUCUACAAAUACGUGAACGCUCUACACGACUUCCUGGGACUGCCCCAGCUUACUCCUCCAUCCAAGCUGAGACACACCAGGAGCAUCCGUUCCAUGGUCGACGAGAUUCUCGCCAUCUUGCCACUGGACGAACUCCGGGCUCUGUUCGACGAGAAGCUGGAAACCAGCCCCGACUUCAAGGAGCUCUACGACAGGAUCAGGUCUCCCGAAUUCCAGUCGAUCGUGGAAACUCUGAACUCGCUGCCAGAGUACCAGGAGCUGCUUCAGAAACUGAGGGACGCUGGCAUCGACGUCGACGCAUUCAUUGACCUGAUUCGCGGUCUUUUCGGCUUGCCUACGAGGAAAUUGUAAACAAUGACUUUCAACUGUUAAAUACAAUGUGCUAUUGCCUAUGGUGUCCAUUACGGGAAGACUCAAGUGUUGUUUUCUAACUAUGAGCACGUGAAUAAAUUAUUUUCCAGGAAAA